AAGUGUCUUUUACCUUCACAGUUUCAGCACCAAUACAUAUUGUUAUUACCCAAAACCCAGGACACAAUCAAGGCAAAAUGGCGGGGCUCGUCUUCCUCAGGCUCCGCCCCCCGGCCCCGUGGGUUUCCGCGAAACAUGGGCGUGUCCUUCAAACCCCCGCCGUGCUGGCCGCUCCCACUUCCUCCGCCGCUCGCGCUCGCCUGCCCAGCUCCGUUGAGAAGACUUCUGACAGCUCGCCUCGCUCCGUUUCCGACUCGUCCGCGCAGACGAGCUUCCGGUCGGUUUCGCAGCGCUUCUGAACGCGGAUCAGCUGGGCGGGGGAGGGAGAGAGAGAGAAACAGCCCAGGGACCGGAGAUACCCCGGGAGGGUAUGAGAGCAGCCGGAGCGCUUCGGGCAGAGUAAGGAAGGGGGGCUCAUCUGUGUGUUUCAUGGCUGCUGGGGAUGGCGCCCAGCUGCCGGCGACGAUAGCGGCGAGCCGCAGCGUGGAGAAGGCGCUGGAGGAGGCGGCGGCCAGCGGAGUGCUCAACUUGUCCAGCCGCAAGCUGAAAGAGUUCCCCCGCACCGCCGGCAACCAUGACCUGUCCGACAUCACGCACGCAGACCUGUCGAAGAACCGGCUGUGUGAAAUGCCAGAGGAGCUGUGUCACUUCAUCUCCUUGGAGACUCUCAGCCUGUAUCACAAUGGCAUGCGCUCGCUCUCAUCCAGCCUUGGUAACCUGCAAGCCCUCACCUACCUCAACCUCAGUCGCAACCUCCUGUCCAGCCUGCCGCCGCCGGUCUUCCAGCUCCCCCUCCUGCGAGUGCUCAUCAUCAGCAACAACAAGCUGUCCUCCCUGCCCGCCUCCAUACACACCCUCACUUACCUGCGACAGCUGGAUGUGAGCUGCAAUGACCUGCAGUGUUUGCCAGCAGAAAUUGGCCAGCUUGAGUGUCUGAGGGACCUGAACCUGAGGAGAAACCAGCUCACCACUCUGCCUGAAGAGAUCGCCGAGCUCCCGCUGGUGCGGCUUGACGUGUCCUGCAACCGCAUUUCCCACGUGCCCGUGUGCUACCGCCACCUGCGCCACCUGCAGAGCAUCUGGCUGGACAACAACCCGCUGCAGCUGCCGCCGGCUCAGAUCUGCUCCAAGGGCAAGUACCACAUCUUCAAGUACCUCAACAUCGAGGCCUGCAAGAGGAACCAGGAGGAGCUGGAGAGGCAUCUGAGGCCCACCGGCUUCAACAGCUGUUUGUCGGAGCACGAGCUGUUCUCAGGUCAGUUUGGGGGCCUGGACUCUGGCUUCAACAGUGUGGACAGUGGCAGCAAAAGAUGGUCUGGGAACGAGUCGGCAGAUGACUUUUCCGAGCGUUCUCUCCGCAUCGCUGAGGUCAGCAGAGACCAAAGGAACCUGGAGGAGGAGGUAGAAGAGGACUCUCCUCUGGAGGUGACCCGAGCUGUGGUGAACGGAGGCACUGAGCAGGUGGACUUCAUCGACAGCAGUGUGACGGAGGAGGAAGAUUGCAGGACAGACGCCCUCACCCCUCCUCUCACAGCGCCUCCUCUGGAGCAGACGGCGCAGUCUUCUCCGUCCCCAACCCGAGAGUCCUCGUUCAAGUCCACCAUACAGGUGGAGCUAGGUCCGCCAUCAUCUGGUUCUUCAUCUCCAUCCAGUCCGUCCCUGGAGGAGAAGAGGAGGCCCGGCACCCUGCUCAUCUGGCAAGAGAGGGAGCGACAGCAGCAGCAGAGGGAAAAGGCCAAGGAUGGCCUUUUGUUGAAGCCGCCGUCCAAAACAGGAAGCCAUUUGGCCUCUUCGCCACAGACAGGAAGUCACACAGGUGCUGGUUCACCGGAAAACAACAGCCAUCAGCUGUCCCUCAGACAGCGCUGUGCAAGUGCUGAUCAGAUGUCUGUCACACACCCUCCAGCGGUCAUCAAGCGCUCCGUCAGCAAAUCAGAUGUUCCGUCCUCCCCGAAAGCAUCGUCCCCUCCCGGCCAAGUCCAGAAACCCAACAGCUUCCUGUUCCGCGUCUCGUCCCGCUGCAACGUCAAGGCCACAGGAUCAGCCCAUAGUCUGGAGGAGUCUGGUAGGAGUGAGUCUCGCACCAUACUGAGAUCUCCGAAGGAGGAAAGACCAGAUGUUGAACAACUACGUAAGAUUCUGGAGUCCCGGCUGAAGAUCACUUUACCAGUGGAUCUUGGGGAGGCGUUGUCCAACGGCACCGUCCUUUGCCAGCUGGCCAAUCACUUGCGUCCACGCUCCGUGUCAAUCAUCCACAUUCCCUCCCCAGCAGUGCCAAAACUGAGCGCUGCGAAGUGUCGACUCAACAUCGAGAAUUUCAUCACCGCCUGCCGCAAGCUGGGGGUCCAGGAAACGGAGGUGUGUGUGUCCUCUGACGUCUUUCUGUGUAAGCUGCCCGCUGUGCUGCGCUGUGUGACGGCCCUGCUGGCCACUGCGGGGGAGGGCAGGGUGGAGGCGGGAGAGACGGCAGUGACCGGGCCCCCCUGCUGCUCCACGUCCUCCUCGUCUUCGCUGUCCUCCUCCUCCUCCUCCUCGCUGCUCUCGACAGGCUUCCUGCUCUUCUACUGUGUGGCCAUGACCUUGCUCUACACACUAUACUGCCUCCUGCUGGCCUAGAGGGGGGGGGGCAGUUUAGUCACACACUCACUGUAGCCAUAGUCCACAGCAGCACAGACAGGGUGAGGUCAUACACCCACCACCACCACCACCACCACACUCGCCUACAUGCACUUACGAGCCUCUCUGACACACACACACACACACACACACAGGCAGCUGUUGGGUUUAUAAAGAAUCGCACACACGGAGUCGGUCAGCUGCCGCCACAGUUGCUAGCACACACUUAGCGGUGUCCCGGCGUGUCCAGCGUGCUCAACAGCCACGAGCAUGGAGCACAUGUCAGUACUGCCUGUGUACACGCACAGCACAGCUGCCAGGGCUGACGGUGUACUUCACCACACAGCCGUGUGUCACAAAGCACCUUUGUACACCAACCACAUGCCGACUCGAACCCGAGGCCUUUCGCUCCGUGGGAAUUCGUGAAUAGAUGUGAGCACGCUACUCGAGACCGGAGACGGGCAGCACGGCGUGAACGGCUAGCAGGUUUUAACGGUCUUCCUACACGUGACCCGCCUGAGGCGAGGCUAGCCAGCUUCCCACCCAGCCGCUCUCUAGCGAGGGGGGGAGCUACGUCAGACAGAACUGUGAAUGUGAAUGUGACUAUUUUUAUUGCUUUUGCCUUGAGAAAGAUGUAGGCUAAUAUGGGAUGUGAUUUGGUCCAGAGAUGCCUGUGCUGCUUAGAGAGUUGGUUUCCCCUGAAGCAAACUGAGUCAACUAUAUAGUGCCUCUUACUGGAGACUGCCCCAAGACCACCCACCGUUCUUUUCCUGUGCUCCCCACAAUACUGAUUAUAACCAGCAGGGGUCGACAUUGUGACGUUCACCCCAAACCUUCACGCAUCCCGACUGACGGUACAGAAGCCUUUUAAAGGUUGUGUGUAUAGUUUUUCUUUUUGUGUGUCUGUGGUCACUAAGGCCAGCUUGUUUUGCUUCGUGUCUGUAUAAAUGUAAACAACUGACUAAAUUAUUGCUUUUAUUUAUUUUGUUGAUUUUUUCCCCCCCCCGUUUUGUGCAGUGCUUGGCAGAGAAGCAGAGGCCUGUGGUGUCACUGAGUCAAUAGGCCGGUGGAGUCAGUGCCUCCUUAACACAGCUUGGACCAAUGGGGCCACUUUGCAUUAGCCGCUGGUUAAUUAAAGUGCUCAGUAGCUGUAACGAGCCUGACCGUUUUAAGCGCUACCUGUCUGUGAACCCAGCAGCUGCCUGCAGGCUGAGCUUAGCCGGACAGCACACGGCCUCGGCUUCCUGGCUGGACAUGUUGUGUGUUGCUUGUUGCUGUCAGGUCAGUGGUGGCGUCUGUGCGGCGGGACCCGGCUCACUGACUGGAGGGAGGGAGGUCAAAAGGGUAGAGCGGGAAUCGCUCUCGUCUCCGGCGACGAGUCCCGACUCGGUUAACGACCGCACGCUUCCCCGAGCGGGGAGUUCGUUUGACGAGACACGUUCAGGGCUGAAGGCCGGGGUCUCCUCCGAGGCGUCCUCCUCGCACCAGUCCCUCCUCGCAGUCAGUCAAGCUGCUCCUGCUCUGAGCACGCCGGCCAGCCGGGCGUGGACUCAUCAUGUCCCCCUUCUUGUCUUAUAUUUCUAUUUUUCAAGCAUAAAGUUUGCCUGCUGUAGAAGUGGAGUUUAUAGCGUUUGAGUCAAAGUCUAAUGUUUUAUAAAGGGCGAGACCGGACACACGCCGGAGGCCACUCACCGGCUUAGACCAAACUAUAUUCGUACAGCCGUUAGCGGAACAGAAAUACUCUUGUAUUUUAUAUUUAUAUAUCUUUGUAUUUAAUGAGAAUGAUAAUUUUGAGUUUAUACAAAUCUAUAUGUAAAUUCUUUUCUCACUGUAAAGAAAUUAUUAAAAAAUGAGGUUGCGACCAUGUGCUCCUUGUCCGCUUGUGUGUUUUGCCUGCUGUUGUGCGUCCUGCUCCCGUUGCAUUGGCGCUGCGCUUCCUGCACAUAUACGCCGCUCUGCUGCCAGCAUGUCCACCACACUGCGUCUGCAGCCGCACAUCCAGACGCCCGCCGCCUGGUGCAGGGCGGCGGGCGUCCUGAGCAAACUAGCCUGCACGAGGAAUGAUGAGUUUAAAAAAAAAAAAAAAGCAAAAUAAAUU
This is a messenger RNA of Lampris incognitus (smalleye Pacific opah), 4714 nucleotides long. RefSeq names its product leucine-rich repeats and calponin homology (CH) domain containing 4 (gene lrch4). The transcript is spliced from 18 exons. The record is from RefSeq and is a predicted model, not a curated record. The coding region runs from base 136 to 2616 and encodes 826 amino acids. Lineage: Eukaryota; Metazoa; Chordata; Actinopteri; Lampriformes; Lampridae. Gene Ontology annotation, molecular function: protein binding.